This is a messenger RNA of Acaulospora morrowiae, 437 nucleotides long. NCBI's taxonomy places the organism in Eukaryota, Fungi, Glomeromycota, Glomeromycetes, Diversisporales, Acaulosporaceae. The record is from the annotation of a GenBank genome assembly.
CAUGACAAAAUCUUGGCUGACAUUUUCAAAAAACUACGAAAAACUUUUAGAGUCCGGCGAGGGAUACGACCUGUCGAUCAAGGCAGGCCAAGAACCUGACGUAAAAGCUUUUAAAGCACAUUCGGUAAUAUUAAGAACUCAUUCACCAUACUUUUAUCGGGCAUUGUCAAGCGAGUGGGCUAAGAAAGAAGAGGAUAAGAUGGUUUUCUAUAAACCUAAUGUGACACCUACUAUUUUUGAGAUUAUUCUGAAAUAUAUUUACACCGGAAACACCGAGAUAAAAAAGGAGCAAAAUGGCGAAUUUAUACUAAGCCUGUUGACGGCUGCCGACGAACUCAUCCUUCCAGAAUUCAUGGACGAAGUUCAAGAGUACUUCAUCAAGCACUAUGCUUCAUGGAUCCAAGAAAACUUUUACCGAAUCCUCGAUUUUGCAUUCG